UUAGAAAAACAUAAAAAAAGAAAAGUAAAUUGUGGUUGUCGUCGUUGACUACGUUAUCUCGUUGUCUUGAAUUUUUUUUAUUAUUUUUCUUUUGUUUUGUAAUUUUUUUUGUUUUUGUAAUAAUUAUUUAAACUGUGAGGGGUGGCGUUUUUGUAAUUUCAGAACAAAGAUCAAACGGUGUUAAGGUUAAAUACCAGACAACUAACAACGAUGACCACACUGAGACAAUUUUUCAAAUGCACGGAGGCAAAUCGAUGCAAUCAAGAGUAGAAGGGGUAAAGUGAUACCGAGCCAAAAGUACAAGAAGGGAAAGUGGAAUUUGCACUAAAUAUUAUGUCAAAAAGUAAUUAAAAAAGAUGAUUUUUUUUUUCUUGGAGUGGCGGGUGACCAGUUGCAUGAAUAAGAAAAAUGAAAUUAAAAUCCCAUGAAAUUUCGGUUAUUAAUACAUCAUGUUCUACAAUUUAGAUACAGCAACGAUCAAGAAAAGAAAAGAAAAUAUUUGAAGUGAAAAAAUCACAAAAUGGCAGCCUUAUCCCCAGUUCCUUCCAUGGAAGACCUAAAUAUCAAGUUCCAAGAAAGCUCUCUUAUCUUCCCAUACAAAGAAACACCGAAAAAAUUGAUUUUCUUGUCCAACAUCGAUCAAAUCCUUAACUACAAUAUCCCGACAGCUCAUUUCUUCAAGGCAAACCCAGAUUUCCCGCCAGAAACAGUGGCCGAGAGGCUCAGAACUGCGCUGGAGAAGGUUUUGGUUCCGUACGAUUUUAUGGCGGGAAGACUGAAACUAAACCGGGAAUUGGGCCGGCUGGAGAUAGACUGCAACGCGGCGGGGGCUGGCUUUGUGGUGGCUAAGUCCGAUGUUUCUCUUGAUGAGAUUGGUGGUGAGAACCUUGUUUGUCCGAACCUCGGAUAUCGACAGCUGGCUGUCCAGAGAUUGGAUAACUUACCACCUGAAGUUGACCAGCCACUCUGUGUUUUUCAGGUAACAUCAUUCAAGUGUGGUGGUUUUGCAAUCGGCAUGUCUACGAAUCACAUCUUAUUCGACGGCCUAGGCGCCAAGGUAUUCCUCCUAAACCUAGCUUCCCAAUCUUUCGAAAACAAACCCUUAGCCAUCUUACCCUAUAACGACCGUCGGAUUCUCGCCGCUAGAUCUCCACCGCAUGUUUCCUUUCCUCACCCAGAGUUCCUCAAAUUCGACCUCCCCGUGGGCCCGGGGUCAACUCCCCCAAAGUUCGACUGCAUCAUAGAAGAACUCGAUUUCAAAAUCUUCAAACUCAACACAACUCAGAUAUCCCACUUAAAGGACGAUAUUACUAAGAACUCCAAAAUUGAAAGAAUUAGCACCCUUGCGGUGGUGGCCGCCCUAAUCUGGCGGUGCAAAGCCUUUUCCGAUGAUAAAAAUAGGGUUUCCACUCUGCUUAACGUUAUCGACAUUAGGCCAAGAGUGAAGCCCCCAUUACCAUAUUCGUACUCGGCCAACGCAGUGCUUCCCUUGGGAGUUUUGGAAACUUGUGACGAGAUAAAAAACGGGCCGUUUUCGAAGCUUGUGGAGAUUAUCACCGAAGGGGCUAAAGAGAUGACUCAUGAGUACGUGAAAUCGGCUUUCGAUUGGUUGGAGUUGAAUAGAGGGAUUCCUCAUGGGGAUUAUAUGGUGAGCUCAUGGCUUAGAUUAGGGUUUGAUGAGGUGGAGUAUGCAUGGGGGAAGCCGAUGUACAGUUGUCCGGUGGUGAAUCAUCGGAAAGAUAUUUGUUGGGUUUUUCGGGAUGCCGUUGAUAAUGGUGUUUGUGCAAUGGUGGCUUUGCCUUCUCAAGAGAUGGACAUAUUUGAGGGUGUUUUCCAUGACUUUUUUGCUUCAAUAUUGGUUCACUAAGGAUCGGACAUAUAUGUGUGUGUGCGCGCGCGCGCACAAUAUUGUUCUUUGUGAUUUUAUUGUUGUGUGUUUAAUUGAGCAUUUAGACCGACCACCCCUAUGUAAUCUCUAAUUGCAAAACAUGUUUCUAAGUUAAAAUUAUUAGCAAUAAAA
Erythranthe guttata (spotted monkey flower) is the source of this 2020-nucleotide messenger RNA. The record is from RefSeq and is a predicted model, not a curated record. NCBI's taxonomy places the organism in Eukaryota, Viridiplantae, Streptophyta, Magnoliopsida, Lamiales, Phrymaceae.